CGAUCCACAUUUCCAAAAUGGCAUUCAACGGCACAUGGCAGGUGUACGUCCAAGAGAAUUAUGAAGAGUUCCUGAAAGCUAUUGCCUUGCCUGCAGACAUCAUCAAAACUGCCAAAGACAUUAAGCCAAUCAUUGAGAUCCAGCAAACCGGGAACAACUUUGUUGUCACAUCCAAAACCCCCAACAAAUCCGUGACAAAUACAUUUACGCUGGGGAAAGAAACAGAAAUGUCCACCAUGGAUAACAAAAAAGUAAAGUGCACAGUGAACCUGGUAGAUGGGAAACUAAUAUCCAAAACAGACAAGUUCACCCACGAGCAAGAAAUAAUAGGCAAUGAAAUGGUGGAGACAAUAACUGCGGGCUCGGCAACAUUUGUCAGAAAAAGCAGGAGGAUUUAAAACUGCAAAAGAAGACCUUACUUAGCAAUUGAUGUUUUUAUAUUUGGGAAAUAAAAUACACUUUCCAUAAUGUGUAAUGUUGUUUUG
This is a messenger RNA of Euleptes europaea (tarantolino), 485 nucleotides long. Its product is annotated as fatty acid-binding protein, liver. Gene Ontology annotation, biological process: fatty acid transport. Lineage: Eukaryota; Metazoa; Chordata; Lepidosauria; Squamata; Sphaerodactylidae. The transcript is spliced from 4 exons. Gene Ontology annotation, molecular function: fatty acid binding. The coding region runs from base 18 to 398 and encodes 126 amino acids. Gene Ontology annotation, cellular component: cytosol; nucleus. The record is from RefSeq and is a predicted model, not a curated record.